AAAAUUAAUAACACAUCCAUUUAUCUUCACUGCUACGAGUGAAGUGAUAGCCUGCCACCUAUGUUUAUUUAAUAGCUGACAUACCUUGGCCACUCUUUUUACUUUUUUCUCUAACUAAAGGAUUUCCUCAACAGAAUCAGCAGCUAAAUGAGGAAAUUGUUGUAGAACAUAUCACACCUGUUAAAUAAGGAACCUGCGUCUUUUGAGAAGAAUAGCAGCAGUAAGAAAAAUCCAUUUUUGUGGAAGAAACAAAGUGAUUUAGUUCCCUGUCCAAUGGGCUUGUAUCAUGAUUUUAGAAGGAACUGGCAGAAUGAGUCUUAAUACCGUCACAAGUCUUCUUCAUGAACAGUCAUGGACAGAAGGAUAUCCCACAUGUAAUGCAGCAUCAAGCAGUUUUUUUGGAACACAGUGGCAUGAAAUACAUCCUCAGUAUUGGACAAAGUAUCAGGUCUGGGAAUGGCUCCAACAUCUUUUGGACACCAACCAGCUUGAUGCCAACUGUAUCCCAUUCCAGGAAUUUGACAUCAGUGGGGAUCAUCUGUGUAGCAUGACUUUGCAAGAUUUCACCCGGGCAGCUGGCUCUGCUGGACAACUUCUUUACAACAACCUCCAUCAUCUAAAGUGGAAUGGUCAGUGUGGAAGUGAAGUGUAUCCAUCACACAAUGUCAUUGUUAAGACAGAACAAACAGAUCCAUCUUUAAUGACAUCUUGGAAAGAAGACAAUUAUUUUUACGAUAAUGGAUAUGGUGGCACAGUAGAACUAGUGGAGAGCAAAGCCUAUUGUAGAGCACAGAUUUCUGUCAGCUCUAGUGGUCAUCCACCUAUAGAGGAGUCUUUGGAAGGGAAGAAAAUUUCACAAGAUCACCCACCAAAACCACAUAACAAGAAACACACUCCUCGAGGAACUCACUUGUGGGAGUUUAUCAGAGACAUUCUCCUUCAUCCAGAGAAGAAUCCUGGGUUGAUAAAAUGGGAGGAUCGGUCAGAAGGCAUCUUCCGAUUCUUAAAAUCAGAGGCAGUGGCUCAACUAUGGGGAAAGAAGAAGAACAACAGUAGCAUGACUUAUGAGAAACUCAGCCGUGCCAUGAGAUACUAUUAUAAAAGAGAAAUUCUUGAGCGUGUAGAUGGCCGGAGACUGGUAUAUAAAUUUGGGAAGAAUGCCCGUGGCUGGAGAGAAAAUGAAAACUAAGUACAACUUUAAAAACAGCUGUAGAAAUCUUCACUGACAGGAAAUCCUAGCGCAUGUAAAUAUUCCAAAGACUGUUUUCUUCUAUUUAUGUACAAAAAUUGGGGGCUGCAGAAAAUCUACAUCUAAUGGGAAGAAGGAACACUAUUGUUUGUUGAAGUUGUAACUAUUUUAUUUGAAAUAUGUCCUUUUAUGGAGAGUAUGUACACAGUUUUCUGUGACCUAUGAUAAUACUGCAUGUAAAUGUAUAAGGAUGAGUUGCCUUUCUUGUAAAGAUUUUAAAGAAAAUGAAUUCCAAAACAAAUGUGAUUUAGCAUAAUGCUGCAAGAGGCAUUUGCUGUAGUGGGAGCAAAUCACAGGGCAUUACUUUAUACUUAGGUAUAUCACUGCAUUUUAGAGCACUAAGGAUUUAUAAUAUUUAUCUCAGAAUUGUAUGAGAUAGGUCUUUCCAUUCAAAAUAUACAUCUUUUUUCAAAGGCUGUCGAGUAGUGAAACACCAAUGGUUAAUUAAAUCAAAGGCUGUUGAGUUAUGGCUUCACUUUUUUUCUUGAUUUU
Notechis scutatus (mainland tiger snake) is the source of this 1741-nucleotide messenger RNA. RefSeq names its product ETS homologous factor (gene EHF). Gene Ontology annotation, molecular function: DNA-binding transcription factor activity, RNA polymerase II-specific; sequence-specific DNA binding. NCBI's taxonomy places the organism in Eukaryota, Metazoa, Chordata, Lepidosauria, Squamata, Elapidae. Gene Ontology annotation, biological process: regulation of transcription by RNA polymerase II; cell differentiation. The record is from RefSeq and is a predicted model, not a curated record. Gene Ontology annotation, cellular component: nucleus.